Mauremys reevesii (Reeves's turtle) is the source of this 2447-nucleotide messenger RNA. It is a transcript of the gene JUN, whose product is annotated as Jun proto-oncogene, AP-1 transcription factor subunit. NCBI's taxonomy places the organism in Eukaryota, Metazoa, Chordata, Testudines, Geoemydidae. Gene Ontology annotation, molecular function: RNA polymerase II cis-regulatory region sequence-specific DNA binding; transcription factor binding; DNA-binding transcription factor activity, RNA polymerase II-specific. Gene Ontology annotation, cellular component: transcription regulator complex. The transcript has a single exon. Gene Ontology annotation, biological process: regulation of cell cycle; regulation of transcription by RNA polymerase II; regulation of cell population proliferation. Bases 926 to 1870 code for a protein of 314 amino acids. The record is from RefSeq and is a predicted model, not a curated record.
GAAGCUUCUAGGGGUGGGGUGACCAUGGAGACCGGCUCGUUUGCAACAGGCCGGGCCAGCGGCCCGCCGCCCCCCUGAGAGGCGGCCGCAGCCAAUGGGAAGGCCGCGGGGUGACAUCAUGGGCUAUUUUGGGUGGGUUACCGCUGGCUGAUAAGAGUUGGGCUGCACGCCGGGAAAGGGCUCAGAGUGUGCGGCAGGCUCCAGGCGGCGGCAGUGGCGGGCCCGCUCCGGCAGCGCACAGAGCGAGAGGCGGGCACGGCACGGCGCGGAGAGCGGCCCGGCGUCUCGCAUUGCAAGGACCAGGCCAGCUCGGACCCCGGGAACGUCGCCGCAGCGGGGAGUCCAGCCGCGGGCAGCGAGCGGAGGGGAGCGAACUUGGGACAACUUCUGCGGGGGGUGCGGCGCUGCAAGCCCCGGGACUGGCAGCCGGCGGGGAAACGCUCCGACAAGUGGCCGGGCUCCGCAGCGGGCAGGACAGUGGCCGGAUUUCUGACCCUCCCACCGAGCGAUCAGGCGGCGAACCUGCCCGUCGGACACUCACUCCGGAGUGAAACUGUCAAGCGAGAGACUGGAUUUCUCCUCCGUCCCCGAGUCUCCCCCGAGAGCGAAAUCCCAGAACCCGACGCCAGGACUCCGGCCACCCAGUUCUCGGGCUGACUCUUUCUGGGCUUUGGAAAAGUUCAGUCCUGAUGCGCUGAAGAAACAGGGGGAAAGAGACUUAAGCCACUUGUACGGUGGCCAAAAAAGUAAGACUUUAGUUCAUCCUUACUGAUUUGUUUGAAGAGGCUUUUUCAUUGUUGAAAGAGUGACACUAGCAGUAGUUUAAAGUGAAGGUGAACUUUCUUUGAACGGGACUUAGAAACCAAACGCGUUUGGCGCUGCUUAAUUGUUAUUGCUUUAAAGACAGUUUUGUGGACUGUGUUCUAUGACUGCAAAGAUGGAACCUACAUUCUAUGAUGAUGCCCUAAAUGCUACCUUUGUACAGCCAGAAAGUGGUGGUUAUGGAUAUAAUAAUCCUAAAGUCCUGAAGCAGAAUAUGACUCUAAAUCUGGCUGAUCCUUCAAGCAACCUCAAGCCCCACCUGAGGAACAAGAAUGCUGAUAUUCUUACCUCCCCAGAUGUUGGUCUCCUCAAGCUGGCAUCUCCUGAACUGGAAAGGCUCAUCAUCCAGUCCAGCAAUGGCUUGAUCACCACCACUCCCACCCCAACACAGUUUCUCUGUCCCAAAAAUGUUACUGAUGAGCAAGAAGGGUUUGCUGAAGGCUUUGUGAGGGCACUGGCAGAGCUACACAACCAGAAUACGAUGCCCAGUGUUACAUCCGCUGCCCAGCCUGUUAACAGUGGUAUGACACCUGUUUCUUCUAUGGCUGGCAACAAUGGUUUCAACACCACUUUGCACAGCGAGCCUCCAGUGUAUGCCAAUCUCAGCAACUUUAACCCAAGUGCACUCAGCACAGCACCUAACUACACUGCAAAUAACAUGGGCUAUCCACCUCAGCAUCAUAUUAAUCCUCCAAUGCCAGUGCAGCAUCCCAGGCUGCAAGCUUUGAAAGAGGAGCCCCAGACUGUACCUGAAAUGCCAGGAGAGACUCCUCCACUGUCCCCUAUUGAUAUGGAGUCACAGGAGAGGAUCAAGGCUGAGAGGAAGCGCAUGAGAAACAGAAUUGCAGCCUCCAAAUGCCGGAAAAGGAAGUUGGAAAGGAUUGCCAGAUUGGAAGAAAAAGUGAAAACUUUGAAAGCCCAGAACUCAGAACUGGCAUCCACUGCCAACAUGCUCAGAGAACAGGUUGCACAGCUUAAGCAGAAGGUCAUGAACCAUGUCAACAGUGGAUGCCAGCUAAUGCUAACACAACAGUUGCAAACAUUUUGAAGAGACUGACUUGAAAAAAAGAACUAUGAUGUUGCGGUAGAGCAACAGAAAAAACAAACCCAUAACAAGUGGCAGAUGCAUAAAGCUAAUGGUAAAGGCUGAGAGGCAUUGAGUCCUGCUUGCACCCCACAAAGCACAUGUGUGGAAAGACUGGCGAGCCUUCAAUUGAGCUAGUGCAAAGCAGCACCACUCUAAGAAGUGCUGUUCCUGCUCAGAUGAUACAUCAGAUCUUUGUUUAAUAUUGACCAAGACCUGCAUGGACCUAACAUUCGAUGAUCAUUCAGUAUUAAAGGUUAAAAUGCAAUAGAGACUGUAGGUUGCUUUCUGUAAUACUCUUAAAGAAAACACAACUGGGAGGGAGGUUUGUGGGAGGCUGAUAAAAACUGAACUAUACUGCCUGCCUUCAAGUAAAUCGUGUAUGUACAUUUUUUUUAUUUUAUGAAAGCUGAUUAAUGUCAAUAAACUACUUCAUGACUUUGUAAAUUAUUUUUAUGUUUGUGUUCUGUCCAGUAAUGUUUGUAAAUAAGGGUUUUUUGAGCACUCUGAAUUUACCAUUUGUAAUAAAGUAUAAUUUUUU